AUGCCUGAGUUACACGUGUCACCUUUACACCAGCGGAUAGUCUUGAUCCCGCCGGUGAGGCAGGAUUUCCCCCGGAGUAUUCUGACGUGGGAUCUUGUUAGUGUAAAGGGUCGAGGUAGAAUUCAUCUUAAACCAUGCAGGUGCUUCAGGUCAGAGGAGGAGGGAGUGGAGAAAAGAAAUCCCAGUUUGAGGAAAAAUGAGAAAUUGAAGAGGAGACUUGAUAAUGAGUUAUUUGGUGCUAUUAGGUCUAUUGUGUGGAAAUUUUCAAAGCCCAGUUCACGAUCCAAAGCUUUGGAGCAGCUGGAGAGGAAGUUAUCCGUGGCCGCUAUACAAUUUGCACGAUAUAUUGUGACAAUGAUGAGCACGGGCGCUAUACUGUUAAUAGGAUUUCAGUUGUCAGGUGGAGAUAGCCAGAUGAACGAAUUGGUAUGGUAUAGUUGGCUAGGAGGUAUAAUCAUCGGAACUAUGAUCGGCUCCAAUAUGGUGUUGGAGGAAGUUAGUCGAGCUGGUCCUCGCAAUGUUGUUGUAACCGGAAGUACAAGAGGAUUGGGGAAAGCUCUUGCACGUGAAUUCUUGCUUUCUGGGGAUCGCGUUGUUAUUGCUUCACGCAGCGCUGAAUCCGUAGACAGAACUGUCAAAGAGCUUGAGGAGAACCUGCAGCAGCUCCUGGUUAACUCAGGUGUCUCAUCAAGUAAGAAAAUUGCUCAAGCAAAGGUGAUUGGUAUUGCUUGUGAUGUCUCUGUACCUGCUGAUGUGCAUAAAUUGGCAGACUAUGCUAUAAACGAACUUGGUUCUAUUGACAUCUGGGUCAAUAAUGCUGGGAUAAACAAAGGUUUCAGACCCUUGCUGCAAUUUACGGAUGAAGAAAUUCAACAGAUCGUUUCAACAAACCUGGUUGGAUCCAUACUCUGCACACGUGAAGCCAUGCGUAUAAUGCGAAACCAAAAACAAGGAGGACACAUUUUCAACAUGGAUGGUGCAGGUUCUGGAGGAUCUAGCACUCCCCUGACCGCUGUAUAUGGGUCAACAAAAUGUGGACUUAGGCAGCUUCAAUCAUCUCUUCUGAAAGAGAGCAGAAAAAUAAAUGUCGGUGUGCAUACAGCUUCUCCUGGCAUGGUUCUAACAGAUCUGUUGUUGAGUGGCUCAAGCACAAAAAACAAGCAGAUGUUUAACUUAAUAUGUGAACUUCCGGAAACAGUUGCUAGAACCUUGGUUCCUAGGAUGCGAGUUGUGAAGGGAAGUGGAAAGGCCAUAAAUUAUCUGACUCCUCCGAGGAUAUUACUAGCUUUGGUUACUGCAUGGCUUAGAAGAGGUCGUUGGUUUGAUGAGCAGGGAAGAGCAUUAUAUGCUGCAGAGGCAGAUAGGCUCCGGAACUGGGCAGAGAAUCGCACUCGUUUCUCUUUCACAGAUGCCAUGGAGAUGUACACAGAAAACACCUGGGUUUCAGUCUUCUCUCUCUCUGUCGUGUGUGCUUUCAUCAUCCUUUCGAGCACGGUGAGCACGUUUCCAGGCACCUGA
This is a messenger RNA of Oldenlandia corymbosa var. corymbosa, 1518 nucleotides long. NCBI's taxonomy places the organism in Eukaryota, Viridiplantae, Streptophyta, Magnoliopsida, Gentianales, Rubiaceae. The record is from the annotation of a GenBank genome assembly.